Macroventuria anomochaeta is the source of this 1590-nucleotide messenger RNA. RefSeq names its product saccharopine dehydrogenase-like protein. Gene Ontology annotation, molecular function: saccharopine dehydrogenase activity. Lineage: Eukaryota; Fungi; Ascomycota; Dothideomycetes; Pleosporales; Didymellaceae. The record is from RefSeq and is a predicted model, not a curated record. The transcript is spliced from 4 exons. Bases 98 to 1498 code for a protein of 466 amino acids. Gene Ontology annotation, cellular component: cytoplasm.
UUCAUCGGACUCAAAACGAAUUUAUCGGUAGCUCUCCUGAACAAUAUAUCUUCAACCACAAUUCUGAUCUUGAGAAAUUUCCCCAGAUCAACAAAAAAUGGAGGCAAUUAUCAACAAGUUCGAGACCGUUCUCGGCGGUGUCAACUCUACCGGAAAGUCGGUUCUGCUGCUCGGUGCUGGUUUCGUUACCCGCCCAACUGCUGAGAUCCUCGGCAAGUCUGGCGUCAAGGUUGUCGUUGCUUGCAGGACGAUCGAGAAGGCACAGGCUCUGGCCAAGGGCAUUCCCAACGCCCAGGCGAUCAGCCUAGACGUCAACGAUGCUGAGGCCCUCGACGCUGAGGUCGCCAACGUCAACGUCGUUAUCUCCUUGAUCCCCUACACCUUCCACGCAACCGUCAUCAAGUCGGCCAUCCGCAAAAAGAAGGAUGUUGUCACAACCUCAUACGUCUCGCCCGCGAUGAUGGAGCUCGACGCUGAGGCUAAGGAGGCCGGCAUCACCGUCAUGAACGAGAUUGGUCUUGACCCCGGUAUCGACCACCUGUCUGCCGUUAUUACCAUCGACGAUGUCCACAAAGAGGGCGGCAAGAUCCUCUCCUUCAAGUCAUACUGCGGCGGUCUUCCCGCGCCUGAGUCUUCUGACAACCCACUCGGGUACAAAUUCUCGUGGAGCUCCCGUGGUGUCUUGCUGGCGCUGAGGAACGCUGCCAAGUACUGGGAGGACGGCAAGGUCAAGGAGGUUGAGGGUCCUGAGCUCAUGGCUGAGGCCAAGCCCUACUUCAUCUACCCCGGCUACGCUUUCGUCGCCUACCCCAACCGUGACUCUACUCCCUACAAGGAGCGCUACAACAUCCCCGAGGCCCAGACCAUCGUCCGUGGUACCCUCCGCUACCAGGGCUUCCCAGAGUACAUCAAGACCCUUGUCGACAUUGGCUUCCUUGUUGAGGACGAGAAGGACUUCCUCAAGGAGGGUGAGCAGCGCACAUGGAAGGAUGCCGCAGCCAAGAUCGUUGGCGCAUCAAGCGACAAGAAGGAGGACAUCGUCUGGGCCAUCAGCUCGCGACACAAGUUCCCCUCUACCGAGGAGAAGGAGCGCAUCAUCGCCGGCCUGGAGUGGAUCGGUCUCUUCUCCGACGAGAAGAUUAUCCCCCGCGGCAACCCGCUCGACACUCUCUGCGCUACCCUCGAGAAAAAGAUGCAGUACGAGGAGGGCGAGCGCGACUUCGUCAUGCUCCAGCACAAGUUCGAGAUCGAGAACAAGGACGGCAGCAGGGUUAUCCGCACAUCCACCCUCGCUGACUACGGUGACCCUAAGGGCUACUCUUCCAUGGCCAAGUUGGUCGGUGUUCCUUGCGCGGUUGCCGUCCAGCAGGUUCUUGAUGGCACAAUCAAGGAGAAGGGUAUUCUUGCGCCUAUGGAUCCUGCCAUCUGCAGGCCGCUGUUGAAGGUUCUGGAGGACAAGUACAACAUCCACUUCAGGGAGAAGACUGUUGCUGCUUAAGUCAGUGUGCUCCAAUGAGACGUGUUUGGAAUCAUAGAAUGAAGAUUUCAAGGGUAUCAGUAGUGUAGACAAAAGCACCUCACAUUCACGCC